AUGGCAUCACAUUUUCAACAAAGAACAGUACGUGCAGGAUGUGGUUCUAAUCCAAAUAAUGCUGGUGAAAUAUUGAGUGUAAGAAAUGAUCACAAUCGUGGCGAUCUCUCAGAACUUGUUGCCUUAGUCGGACACGGUGCCAGCGGACGAGGUUCAAGUAGGCAAACCGCUCAUGGUGUUGGUCAAGCAAACAGUGUUGCAGCAAGCAAGAUGUCGUCGCGAUUGGGAAUAGGCCAUUAGGAGAACGACAAUCUAUG
Molecule: messenger RNA, 257 nt
Organism: Rotaria socialis
Lineage: Eukaryota; Metazoa; Rotifera; Eurotatoria; Philodinida; Philodinidae
Source: the annotation of a GenBank genome assembly